UUUGCCCAGAGGGCUCUGUGUCAGCCCAGCAUUCAGACUAUUUGUGUCCUGUGGGUCACUACUGCCCCACUGGCAGCCCAGAGCCCAUACCCUGUCCCUCUGGAAAAUACCAGGAUCAGGCUGGGAAAAGCCAGUGUGAAACAUGCCCAGCCGGAAUGUUCUGUGCCCUAGAAGCCCAUCCAGGUGAUCUCCAGGAGAACUUCUCACAUGGUGUGGUCAAAGCAGUAGAAUGCGCAGCAGGAUACUACUGCCUGCCAGGAACAAAAGCUGCCAAUCAGUACCCGUGCCCAGAGGGCACCUACAGCAACCAAACUGGGCUGGAAAAUCCCAGGGAAUGCAAGCCUUGUCCUGGAGGCAUGUUUUGUGCCAGUGCAGGACUCUCCUCCCCAAGUGGUCCUUGUUCACCUGGGUAUUACUGCACUUCAGAGGCCCGUGUCCCCAAUCCUGUCCAUGAUGAGGCAGGCAGCCUUUGCCCAGCAGGACAUUACUGCCCACCAGGCAGCAGCAAGCCAGAGCCGUGUCCCGCUGGCACCUUUCUACCUCAGGCUGGGAUGGUUUAUGGUAAUGCCUGUCUGCCUUGCCCUGGGGGGAGGUUCUGCCAAGGAGAAGGCCUGGCCAGUGUUUCUGGAACAUGUUACGCUGGGUAUUUCUGUCACCGUGGAGCCACGCAGCCAGAUCAUGAGCACUGCCCCUCUGGCUUCUACUGUCCUGAAGGCUCUGAAUCCCCAGUCCCUUGCAGCCCUGGCAGCUUCAACCCUGACAGUGGGAAAUGGCAGUUGACAGACUGUCAGCCCUGCCCAGCUGGGUACUUCUGCAGCGGUGUAUGA
Molecule: messenger RNA, 827 nt
Organism: Strigops habroptila (Kakapo)
Lineage: Eukaryota; Metazoa; Chordata; Aves; Psittaciformes; Psittacidae
Product: signal peptide, CUB and EGF-like domain-containing protein 3
Exons: 6
Coding region: 156-827 (223 amino acids)
Source: RefSeq, a predicted model, not a curated record